CCGCCGGCUCCGGGCCCGCCGCGCUGCGCGGGGCGCGGCCGCUCCGGCCCGGGGCGCGGGGCCGCUCCGCCGCCGCGGGGCUGCGCACGGCAGAUGCACCGAAUCCAGCUGAAACCACCGCGGGUGAGAGCCGUUGGGCCAGUGGCUGCGUGAGAAGGCCAGCGCGGCACCAUGCCUGCGGCAGAGCGGGUCCCCCUCCGGUCGGUGACCAUGUGGCUGCUCCUGCAGAGCCUCCUCCUCCUGGCCUCCUGCUUCCCCUCAGCCGCCGCCUUCCCCAAGGGCUGCUACCCCUCGGAAGAGGAGGGGCUGAAGACCUUCCGCUGCAGCAACGCUCGGCUGACCGAGGUCCCCAGGGACAUACCCAACGACACCAACAAGCUCUUCCUGGACUCCAACCGAAUCCCCUUCCUGCCCCGUGACGCCUUCCGGGACCUGCCGCUCCUGCUGGAGCUGGACCUGUCCCACAACGCCAUCGCCAGCGUCGAGAGCGGGGCUUUCCGGGGCCUGGCCGAGCACCUGCACUCUCUGGACUUGUCUUCCAACAGGCUGGUGUCGGUCAGCAAAGACGCCUUUAGCAACCUGAAGGCCAAGGUCAACCUCUCCAACAACCCCUGGCUGUGUGACUGCCGGCUGCAGGAGCUGAUCCGCACGGUGGACCUGGCGGCCGGCUCCUCGGGCGGCAUCGUGUGCCACUCCUCCGCGCAGGAGGAGCACGUCGGCAAAGCCUUCCUGCAGGUCAUCGCCGACACGGACUUCUGCAACGUGUACAAAAAGACGACGGACAUCGCCAUGCUGGUCACCAUGUUCGGCUGGUUCGCCAUGGUGAUCUCCUACCUGGUCUACUACGUGCGGCAGAACCAGGAGGAUGCCCGGCGGCACCUGGAGUAUCUCAAGUCCCUGCCCAGCAAGCAGCGGAGGUCGGAGGAGUCGUCCACCAUCAGCACCGUGGUGUGAGGCACCGGCAUCCCGCAGGACACGGGGAUGCACGGAAGAGCUGGGGAUCGGCCGCUCUGCAGGCUCGCCAUGGCUGCAGGAGCUGCGGGGAGCCGCCGUCGUCGCACAGCAAGAGUCACGGAUGUUUUUUCUCCCCGGGGAAGCGCCGUCUGGCAGCAGGAGCUGUGGUCAGCGAGCGCCGGGCUCUGGCGCAGCGAGGGGCGAAGUGGCCGCGGUCGGGGGCGGUUAUCGGCGCUGAGCACAGAGCGGCUGCAGCAUCCGCCCGCUGCCUCUGCGUUACGAAGGACCGGAGAGACCCCGAGCAUCCCCCGGCACGCGGUUUUUUCUCCGACCGACCUGGACAUUCGGACUUCAUUUAAAACUUUUAUAUUUCCUUUGCCGAGAUCCCUUGGGGCAUUAACGGAAUUGAUGUUUUAAUCCCUCCCCGGCUCACCCUGGGCUGCCCGAGGGAUGUUCCCGGCAGCGCCGGUGCUGGCUCCCUGCCGGGCCAGGCAGCGGGGAAGGCUGGGCCAUGGGGAGGAGCGGUACGGCCGCGAGGCCAGUGUCCUGAUGGGUCACUGGCCCCGGGAAGGUGACGGGCUGUGACCGCAGCCCGGUGGGACCGAAGGACGGGGCGGGAGGUGGGGACGCAUCGGUUGGGAAAGGCAAGAGUCAGGUCCGGGGUUGUCCCGCGCCGGCUCUCGUGCCAGACGGUGCCACCCCAUCUCCCGUCUCGGCCCCCGCUGCUCCCAGCGCCUUUCCCGGCGGAGCGAGGGGUGUAGGGGGGGGUCCCUGCUCGGAGACGGGGUGGCUGGGGGGCAGCCCCAGCACCUGCCCCCUCGCAGCGCCCAGUUUCUCUACGAAGCAAACAGGGAAUAAGAAGCAAAUGGGAAAUGAGCUCCCCCGGGGCUGAGCCCUCCGGGGCCGCCAAGGGGUGCGGGUGCUGAUGGGGGGACACCGGGGGGUCCAGGCGGUGGGUCCGGCCCUGCCGGGAUGUCAGGGGGAACGGGUUUCCCCUUGGUGCUCCCCGGGGGUGGGUGUUUGCGGACGGGUAGCACCCCCAGCAGCCUGCUCCCAUCUGCCGCCACCGAGAGCUCCAGCCCUCACGCGAGGACUCCCAGGGCUGCCGACCGGUCACUGUGACGGGAAGCGGGGAUGGAGGGAGCCGCCGCGGCCCUUCCGCCCUCUCCCCACUCCCACGCCGCUGGCAGGAGCCUGAAUCUCCCUUAAAAUGCCCCAAAGUCCCUUCUUGACACUUCCAGUUAUUGGGCUGCAGGUUCCUGGGGGUGGUGGGCAGAGGCCAGGCCGGGGGCGGGUGCGGGUGAGGGGGGUCAGUGCCCACCUUUGGGCGUGCGGGGUCCAAGCGGCGACUCGGAGCGAAGCCAGAGCAGACCCAGCCUCUUCCAACCGAGCGUCUGGCCCCUGAGAGAGCUGGUUUUGCCAGUUUCGCCCUUUUUUUUAAAACCAACUGAAGCGAAAUUGCCUUAAUUCACCAAGAGCACCAACCAAAGCUGCUUGAACACCCUCCGUGCCAGGCCAGACACGGCUCCGGCUGCCCCGGUGCUGCGGGGGCUCCGGCUCCGGCUGCUCCCGUCUUCCGGCACCCGCGUGCCGGUGGGAGC
Chroicocephalus ridibundus (black-headed gull) is the source of this 2555-nucleotide messenger RNA. RefSeq names its product leucine rich repeat containing 3C (gene LRRC3C). NCBI's taxonomy places the organism in Eukaryota, Metazoa, Chordata, Aves, Charadriiformes, Laridae. The transcript is spliced from 2 exons. The coding region runs from base 172 to 954 and encodes 260 amino acids. The record is from RefSeq and is a predicted model, not a curated record. Gene Ontology annotation, cellular component: plasma membrane. Gene Ontology annotation, molecular function: protein binding.